Microtus ochrogaster (prairie vole) is the source of this 1274-nucleotide messenger RNA. RefSeq names its product succinate dehydrogenase complex subunit D (gene Sdhd). NCBI's taxonomy places the organism in Eukaryota, Metazoa, Chordata, Mammalia, Rodentia, Cricetidae. Gene Ontology annotation, molecular function: ubiquinone binding; heme binding. The record is from RefSeq and is a predicted model, not a curated record. Gene Ontology annotation, biological process: mitochondrial electron transport, succinate to ubiquinone; tricarboxylic acid cycle. Gene Ontology annotation, cellular component: membrane; respiratory chain complex II (succinate dehydrogenase); mitochondrial envelope.
GCCCUUCUUUUUUUGCGGGGCGGGACUUGCUGCAGAACUGCUUCCAGGUUCUCGAGUGACCUUGAGCCCCCGGACUCGAGAUGGCGGUUCUCUUAAAGCUGGGUGUCCUCUGCAGUGGCCAGGGAGGCCGAGCUCUGUUGCUCCGAAACCGGGUGGUCAAACCUGCUUGUGUCUCAGCGUUUCUCCAGGACCAGCGUACUCCAGGAUGGCAUGGCACACAGCAUGUUCACCUGUCACCAAGCCACCAUUCUGGUUCCAAGGCUGCCUCUCUCCACUGGACUAGCGAGAGGGUUGUCAGUGUUCUGCUCCUGGGCCUGCUCCCGACUGGGUACUUGAGCCCCUGCUCUGUGGUUGACUACUCCCUGGCUGCAGCCCUCACCCUGCACAGCCACUGGGGCCUUGGACAAGUGGUGACUGACUAUGUUCAUGGGGAUGCAUCGCAGAAGGCUGUCAAGGCAGGCCUCUUGGCAGUCUCAGCUUUGACGUUUGCUGGGCUUUGCUAUUUCAACUACCACGAUGUGGGCAUCUGCAGAGCGGUUGCCAUGCUGUGGAAGCUCUGACCUCUCCAGGGCAGCACUUUAGAUUGUAUGCCUCUUCGCCUCUGCUCUGUCAAUGCCAUUCAGCUCCCAGUGAGGAGGGAUGAAGGAGAAGACCAUUGGUGGGCAGAAUUUCUUCUAAUUACAAUGGUUACUUUCAGAAUUCAUUUGCUGAGAAAAAGGUUUGGGAGGAGUUAGAUUCAACUAGCCAUGAGUCUGGUUCCAUAUACCCCUGAGUUGGUGGUUGCCUGCUCGCAAGACUCAGCGGUGUAAUCAUGCAUUUUGUGAGCUCAUGUUGCCUUUGACUACCAUUUCUUGAGGAGAGUUCAGCUUAUUUCUGUUGGGGUAAGGGAAGGAGGACUGUUCAUUCACGUGCCUAGACUUUGCAUGAAAUUGGGAAAUACUCCACUGUUGAGUUGAUGCCGGCUGUUGAUGGCUCUGCCUCUGGGAACUCAGAUCAGCAGAUGCUGAGAUCUCAAAUUAGUAAUGAUGUUUUUUGAGUCUUAAGAAGGAACUCGAGGAAAGCUGAGUUUAGAGAAGUUAAAUUUAGGGAGUUCUCCUUUGUAGGUGAGUAAAAUAUGUCAGAUUCCAAACAGGCUUACCCUUCAGAUUAGUGUCACUUGUGCAGAAAUAAGCUGUCCACAGAUAAAAGACUGAGUGGUUUCCCUCUGUGGGAAUUGCUAAUGAAAACUAGACUCUGUAAAAGCAAAAUUUUUAAAUAAAAUACUAUAUAAUGAA